AUGACGUCAAUCGGUACGGGUUACGAUCUCUCUAACUCGGUCUUCUCACCAGAUGGCCGCAAUUUCCAGGUGGAAUAUGCCGUCAAGGCCGUGGAGAAUGGAGGAACAGCUAUCGGCAUCAGGUGCAAAGAUGGCGUGGUGCUAGCAGUGGAAAAAAUCAUCACUAGCAAGCUCCUAAAACCUGGUUCGAAUAAGAGAAUCGCGACGGUAGAUCGCCAUGUCGGCAUUGUAUCGGCUGGACUAGUACCGGACGGUCGUCACUUUGUUUCCAGAGCUCGAGACGAAGCAUCCUCGUGGAGAGGUACAUACAAAGCCCCGAUCCCUACCUCGGCGCUUGCGAACCGCCUGGGUGGCUAUGUACAAGCAUACACGCUAUACUCCAGUGUACGGCCGUUUGGUGUGACUUCAAUCAUCGGUGGGUGGGACAGUGAAGCGGAGCUGGCGGUCGACGGCCAGGUGGGUAGUGGUCCCAAAUCAGGUUCUGGUGGAAAGGUAGAAGGUGCCCCAGCUGGUGGACCUGGCCUGUACAUGAUCGAACCCAGUGGGUUGUACUGGGGCUACUAUGGCGCCGCAACUGGUAAGGGCCGACAGGCCGCCAAGGCGGAGCUGGAGAAGUUAGACCUGACCUCUGGCAAGCUAUCGCUAUUGGAAGGUGUGAAGGAAGCGGCCCGCAUCAUCUACGUUGCCCACCAAGACAGCAAGGACAAGGAAUUUGAGCUAGAGAUGUCAUGGAUCAGCUCAAUGGAUGGCCCCACCAAGGGUUGUCACGAGGCGGUGCCCAAGGAACUCCGCGAGGAAGCAGAGAAGUUUGCGAAGCGAGCACUUGAGGGCGAAGACGAAGAGGAGCAAAUGGAGGAAUGA
Penicillium odoratum is the source of this 861-nucleotide messenger RNA. Its product is annotated as proteasome core particle subunit alpha 7. The record is from RefSeq and is a predicted model, not a curated record. Bases 1 to 861 code for a protein of 286 amino acids. Gene Ontology annotation, cellular component: nucleus; proteasome core complex; proteasome core complex, alpha-subunit complex. Gene Ontology annotation, biological process: ubiquitin-dependent protein catabolic process. The transcript has 5 exons. NCBI's taxonomy places the organism in Eukaryota, Fungi, Ascomycota, Eurotiomycetes, Eurotiales, Aspergillaceae.